AUGCAUCUAUUUUUCUUUUUUGAAUUUUCUAAGGGUCGUACUGGUACAACUUUUGGUAGUAAAAAAAUAGAUGAAUAUGAUGAUCAAUCUGAAGCAAUUGAUGCAUUUCAUCGAAUAUUUUUUGAUAAAACUGGUAAUCAAUGGACCGAUCAAGAAACAUUUAAAAAGUUACCAAAUAAACAUUAUCCAUUAGAAAUCGAUUUUGGACAACAUGGUGAUAAUGAUCAAAUACAAAAAAUGUUGAAUGAUCCAAAUUCAAAAAAUCGUUCUCAUCUACCACAAUCUGUGCAAGAUCUAAUCCGUUUGAUUUUUAAUGUUAAGACAAUGGAAGAAACAUUACUAUCAUUCGAAAUUGAUUUAACAAAAAUGCCUUUAGGUAAACUUUCACGCAAUCAAUUAAAUAUGGCUUAUCAAGUUCUUACUGAAUUACAAACAUUAAUUACAAGUGGUUCAACAAAUAAAACAUCAAUUGUUGAUGCUACUAAUCGAUUUUAUACACUUAUUCCACAUAAUUUUGGUCUUAAAAAACCAAUAAUUCUUGAUAAUAUCGAUUUAAUUCAAUCAAAAACACAAAUGAUUGAUAAUUUACUUGAAAUUGAAAUAGCCUAUUCAAUGUUAAAAGGAUCGAUAGAUGAAAAAGAUGAACAUCCAAUUGAUGUCCAUUAUAAAAAAUUAAAAUGUAUAAUUGAACCUAUCGAUAAGAAUACAGAAGAAUUCAAACGAAUUGAACAAUAUAUGAUUAAUACACAUGCAUCGACACAUAAUACAUAUACAUUAAAAUUGAAAGAAUUAUUUAAAAUAAUACGAGAAGGCGAAGAUGAUCGUUUUCAAAAAUGA
Messenger RNA from Rotaria sordida, 837 nucleotides. Lineage: Eukaryota; Metazoa; Rotifera; Eurotatoria; Philodinida; Philodinidae. The record is from the annotation of a GenBank genome assembly.